AUGUCCAGCCCGUCAUCUCAAACAAGGACUUCGCCAAGUAGAAAAACUCCGCGCAAUCCAUCAAAUAAGCACUGGGUUCAAGAACAGCAACGGAGGGCAUUUUUACACCAUCUCACACAGUGGUCGAGUAAUCACGAUUCGAGUGCGCAUUUCCAAGGCAAAAUCAGUAUAUUUCCAGAUUCGCAAGUGGCAGCACGGAUAGGGUUAGGUCAAUCGGUCGCUUGUAUUCUUACAGAAAAUACGUUCACGGAUGCGAGGAAGAAGAUCAUUAUUCGACUUUUUCCACCGCAGGAGAAUCCGACGAGUAAAGGACGAAAUUUGGGACAUCACAGACGGCACGACUCUAUGGAGCCAUUUAGAUCCGAACUGAACUUCAGUGAGUGGCAAAGAGGUGUCCCAGGUGACACCAAGGAUGAUGGAGAGCACAAAAAGGUGCGACAAUUACAAGGCUCUGCGAACGGUUACUACAAACUUGUGGUUAGAUGCGGCGCAGGGUGGAUAUCAGCGCGCGAGUACUUUAGUAAGAUUUACUUUAGCCAUCUCGAGGCGCAAAAGGCAAACGCUGGGACCUGCAGACGCAACCUGGACGACUCCCUUAAAUCCCGAUCUGAAUUGCUUGGUCCUCCGCCUGCCCCCAAAGACUCCGUCCCGAUCUGCCCACUAUUUCACCCCUUCAGCAGGUUACCGCUAGAACUCCAGGAGAUGAUCUUGAGCAUGGCUGCUUGCCAUACGCGAGCCUACAAUCUCUGCUACGACUCUCAUCUCAUCCACAAGAGUAAUAGAAACGAACCAUCACCCAUCUCCCUCUCAACCAUGUUUCGAAUCUCGAAAGCCAUCAACGAGAGUUUGGUUCCGUUUGUCUUCCAUAGCACGGACUUCCACUUCGGUCUUACUGGCUUCACCAAUUUCCUUUGGCAAUCUGGACCGAUCAAUCGCCUGGAAACUAGACGCCUUACGUUCCAUUUCGGCAAGCUUGCACUACUGCAUUGCAUCCGUUGGCUCGCACCCGACCCCGUCUUCGAGCUUUUGGAGCCUCCAGUCGUCACCAACCCGCCGUCACUCCAGUACUUUUGGCGGUGCCAGAUCCAAGACCUCGUGCGCGACCUUCACCUUCUCACUCUAACAGUGGACCUCGAGGGCAUACCUUCAGCAGACAUCCCAAUGGUUGUGCACAUAUUACAGGGUGUAUUCGGAAGUGUAGAGCGGAUGCUGUUUGUGGAGACGGACAAAGGUAGCAACAGCAAGAAGGUUAAAUUAAGUGAUGAAACAGUUAAGAUGGCGGGGAGGAUGAGCUGGAGGGAGAUGUGUAAGGCAUAUUGGGAGGGGCACCGCACGCAUCAGUACUUCUUCAAAUGGGACUUGAUGCGCGCAACGACGGAGGAAUUUGACAAGUUGAUGGAAGAGGACAAGGAUUUCUUCGAUAGCGUCACUUGACGUCUGCUUAGCUUACAUUUGCGCUCUAUGGCACAGCGCGCAGGACCAGGAGCCCGCGUCCGGAAGCCAAGGAAUAAUGAUUUACGCUUUACGAGUUCAAGGAAUGUA
Molecule: messenger RNA, 1542 nt
Organism: Cucurbitaria berberidis CBS 394.84
Lineage: Eukaryota; Fungi; Ascomycota; Dothideomycetes; Pleosporales; Cucurbitariaceae
Exons: 1
Coding region: 1-1434 (477 amino acids)
Source: RefSeq, a predicted model, not a curated record